Messenger RNA from Aspergillus viridinutans, 3156 nucleotides. RefSeq lists its product as uncharacterized. Gene Ontology annotation, molecular function: chitin binding; hydrolase activity, hydrolyzing O-glycosyl compounds. The transcript has 16 exons. Lineage: Eukaryota; Fungi; Ascomycota; Eurotiomycetes; Eurotiales; Aspergillaceae. Bases 1 to 3156 code for a protein of 1051 amino acids. The record is from RefSeq and is a predicted model, not a curated record. Gene Ontology annotation, biological process: carbohydrate metabolic process.
AUGCCUGAACAAAUCCCUGUUGGCGCCUACACACAUCUCAACUUUGCCUUUGCCUUUAUUGAUCCCAAGUCAUUCAAGGUUGCCCCCAUGAGUGCGGCCGACACCGAGCUGUAUUCACGUUUCACGGGCCUCAAAGACUCAAACCCCGGGCUACAGACGUGGAUCUCGAUUGGCGGAUGGUCAAUGAAUGACCCAGAUCAGCCAACGGCCACAACCUUCUCGGACCUGGCGGGAUCCAGUAGUGCCCAAUCGACAUUUUUCAGCUCGCUGAUCUCCUUCCUUCAGACAUGGGGAUUCGACGGCGUUGACAUCGAUUGGGAGUACCCCGUUGCAACUGAAAGGUCUGGGAAACCACAAGACUUCCAGAAUUAUGUCUCGUUUUUAAAAAAUCUUCGCUCGGCUUUGGGAGGCAGUGGCCACAACUACGGGUUGACGAUCACAGUCCCUUCCAGCUAUUGGUAUAUGCAAAACUUCGACAUUGUGGCAAUUGAGAAGGUGGUGGAUUGGUUUAACGUGAUGACAUACGAUUUACACGGCACAUGGGACUCCACAGACAAGUUUAUCGGGCCGAUUGUCAAUGCCCAUACUAAUCUCACGGAGAUCGAUCUGACCAUGGACCUGUUCUGGAGAAACAAGGUUGAUCCGGAUAAAAUUGUAAUGGGCCUGGGCUUCUACGGCCGAAGCUUCACGCUUUCUGACCCAUCCUGCACUCAGCCCGGCUGUCCAUUCAGUGGAGGAGGGAACCCAGGAAAAUGCUCUGCCAGUGCCGGGGUUGGUCCCCUCCCCCUUCCAACGCUCAUGUAUUCGGAAAUCCAAGACAUCCUGACUGCUGGAGCAAAGGCGACCCUGGACAAGGAUGCAGCAGUGAAACAGGUCGUCUGGGAUAAUAACCAAUGGGUGUCAUUUGACGACGCGGAGACACUCAAGUUGAAGACCGACUACGCCAAUGGCAAAUGCCUGGGCGGUACUAUGGUUUGGGCUGCAUCUACCGAUGACACGGUAGGGUCUGCGGCCCAGGCAUAUAUCAAGAACAACGGACUGGUCGCUCGUAGCCUCUUCGGGGGCGGGGCGAAUCCCAAGCAGGAGGAUGUCCUCUCGGCCUGUAUCUGGGGCGAGUGUGGAAAAGACUGUCCGGAUAAGUCUCUCCCAGCACAGCGAAGCGAUGGUAAAGACCGCGGAAAUGCAGGCAUCUACACGGGUUGUAGUGAUGGCGUGACCAGGAACUAUUGCUGCCCGAAAGGCCAGGAUAUGCCAACAUGCCAAUGGCGUGGACGUGCGCCUUUCUGCGGCGGAGAAUGCCAUUCAGGCGAGGUGCAAGUCUCGUCGGACACCAGUGGUACAGGCGCCGAGUGCUGGACAGGCCAUAAGGUGCUGUGCUGCACUUCAACAAAGUCGGAUGCCGGUAUAGGACAGUGCAAAUGGGAGGGAGCUGCGCCCUUCUGUGGCAAGCACGGGAGAGUAGGCGAGCAUUACGGAUGCGACGAAUCCGACCGCUACGAAGAGACAUACGAUUCGUUGGGUGCUGGUGGUGAAGAGUAUUGCGUUUCAGGCUACAAAUCCUUCUGCUGUACCAAACCUCCUCCCUUUACGGGAUGUGGAUGGACAUCAAAGGCACAUCCUUGGCUACACCCUUUCACUUGUCCGACAGGGUGUCCGGCUGGAAAGCAGAUUAUCGCCCAAGAUCCCUCACAGACCAGCUUCUGUGAUAGUGGGUCCGCUUUCUACUGCUGCGAUAUCCCCCUUGAAGAUACUCCCGACAGUGAUAGUAAUUUGAACUUCUGCGAGAGCACCGAUGGCGACUAUGUGCUUAGUAUUCAAGACACCAAGGAGAACAACUAUGAUGAUGAUGGUAACCCCGCGGACAUUCUAGAACUCUGGUGGUACGAAGAGGAUGUGUUUGUGGUGCCCAACGACGCCUCGCCCGAUAACAUGAAGCGUGGGGUGGGCAUUCUCGAUGAGCUGCAGGCGCUAAGAAUCAACCGUCAGUGGGACACAGGUUCUAGUCUGGACAACCGGACUCUGCCGCAGAUAUGCAGUACACCGGACGACUGCUUCUUUGCUUUGGAGCCCGACCUUCCCGAGGUUCAGGCGCUUCUGGACGAAGUGCGUCGGUCCUGGGAAUACAGUGGGAGAGUCAGCCGGAUUUCCAAGCACCCGGAUCUAGUCGAACGCGCCCGUGUGCGUUCAUCGGUCGUUAAACUCCCGCGAAAUCGACGAACAAAGUUCAUUGCCUCGACCUAUUAUACCGUCGCCGAACUCGCCGGCAAAGGGAGACAGUUCUGGGCCAAUGGCGCAGGGAAGGCUACCGCUAUUUGCUUGAAAAACGCCGCUGCUUUUCAGGCACGGAAGUUAGCUCGCAAAUAUGUCACUGAACAUGUCACGGAGCUGCAAACGCCGGCACAAUUUGCGCAGUCGAUGAUCGAUAACAAAUAUCCGGAUAAAAGCAUUCCCCAGGGAAUUUCGAGUGGAUAUAGUUGGGAAGACGUCUUUGGUGACACCGGGUACGUGCACUGGACGUGGGAAGACCUUGGAGUUGCACAGCCUGCUGGCUUAGACGGCGACACGCCGAUUGAGGCGAUUUACCAUGCCCUUGGGAGUAAAUCGGGCGAUGCCGACUAUCAGAACCUGAUGAUCUGCGAUGCUCAGACGAAUUCCUUGAAGACAUCCGCGUGGGCGAUCCACACGAAUGUCAUCGGCGACGACAGAUGGAACAAGGCGAGCCCGUCCGUGCGGCUUGCAUAUCUCAAUAACAUAGAUCAAUCGCUUCUUCCUUAUAUGAACUCCCCCGACGCUAACUACAGCAUUGGAAUUCUCUUCACGCAGGCCCAGGCGGCACUGAAGCAUGCCUACGAGGUACAGCAGCAGAUCUUCAAAGCUCUUGACAGUGCCGCUCAAAACAAUCCCAAGGUCACUGGACCGGGAGUCAGUUUUGCGGCACUGCACAAAACGUGGUAUCAGCGGUUCUUCGCGGCGUUCAAUGACAAUUUGCAGACCUUUUACCAGGCUAAAGUGGACAAGGAAAUAACAAACUGGACGGGCGGCAGUCAAGCGUAUGGACUGUACAAGUCUCUACAGAGGAACAAGAUCGUUUCAGACCUAAAAGGCAGGUCGAGUAAGCUGUCGAGCCUGACAGUGCUCACGGCCUGGAUUACGUGA